AUGACUCUUCGUCGACCACCCUCGCCAAGAAUGGUACUCGACAACGUCUCGUGCAUGAGAAACGCACAGCAAAUCCUCCGCCACGUCAAUGUCUCGGUCCAUGACGGCAGUGCCAUUGUGCUAACGGGCACCAACGGCUCAGGCAAGACAACACUCCUGCGGAUGUUAGCAGGAUUCACCAAGCCCUCCGCGGGCCAAGUCCUCUGGAACGGACACGACAUAACAAAAUCGGGAGUCUUCCAGCAGUACAAGCUUCAACUCAACUGGCUCUCCUUGAAAGACGCCAUGAAAGACAGGUUCACGGUCCUGGACAACGUGCAGUGGUUCGAGGUCCUCGAGGGAAAACAGGGCAAAUCGCUGCCUGCUCUCGAGCUGAUGGGGCUGGGACGAUUGGCGAACGAGAAGACGAGGAUGCUGUCUAUGGGACAGCGGAAGAGGGUGCAGCUAGCGAGAUUGCUGGCCAUGGACCGCCCCAUCUGGUUGCUCGACGAGCCAUCUGUGGCGCUGGAUGAUGAAGGGGUGAAGCUGCUGGAGUUCAUAAUUGCGGAUCAUAGGAAGAAAGGUGGGAUCGUGUUUGUGGCGACUCAUCUGCCGAUCAAGAUGGAAGAUGCUACGUAUCUCAGGCUGCCACCGAGGUUCCCCAGAAGGAUGACAUUUGUGGACAUGCUGGAUCGUGCUGACAUUGAGUGA
This is a messenger RNA of Linum tenue, 690 nucleotides long. The record is from the annotation of a GenBank genome assembly. NCBI's taxonomy places the organism in Eukaryota, Viridiplantae, Streptophyta, Magnoliopsida, Malpighiales, Linaceae.